UUGUAUUUGUGUUUUAUGAAUUAUUAUUGACAUAGGCAUCAUCCCAAUUAUUUGAUUACUUAUUAAAAACUUGUUUUCUUAAAAAACACAUUUUGUUCCAGGCAUUUCCAGGCGCAAUGCUAAGCGUAUGCUACUGUUAUUAGACACUAAAUACGAGCUAUCCAUUUAUGAUAUUUACACAUUAGGUACUGGUGUCCAAGUAAAGCUGUUGGCGAUCAUUGCUACAUACACGAUAGUUCUAUUGCAGUUUGCAUUAGAAUAGCCUGUGUUCAACGCUUCUCUUUACUAUUAGUUACCUAUAUACUGUUACGUUUAAACAUUAAAAAUUAUCUAGGUUUGAAUUUGUUGUAAUUAUGAAAACUGCAGAAUACUUAUCUAAUGACAUACUGGAAGAGAAUCAUCUGAGACUUUUCAGGCCAUUUCGUGCCAUACAAAUGAUGUUGGGUUCGUGCAGAGUGGACGCUAGAAAUAGAUUUGUAACCUCGCCAACAAAGGCACAAAAGCUUUACACGCUACUCUGUAUAGUAAUUUGCACAGCCUUAUAUAUAAGUGUCGCGGUCCACUUUUUGUCGAGAUUGUGGGCAUAUCAAAAUAUAUAUUACUUGACUAUGUUAGCAUUUGCAUUACAUUACUCAACGUUUGUCUGCAAUAUCGUACACGCCCGAUUCAUGAACAACGAUGAAAAUGUAAAGUUUUACAUGAAAACCCAAGAAAUCGAUCGCAAGCUGAAGAUUAAUAAUAACAAAUUCAUAAAUGACUUGAUAUUCAAUUCAAACAUAGUAACAGUUGGUACGAUGGUAGUAAUUUUAUUACUGCUGUACGCUACCGCUUUAUCCCAGGAUUUUAUAAUCUACAUCAGUUGCAGCGGAUUAUUUUACAGCAUGUUGGGUUGUAUGUUAGAAUGGUUGCAUUGUUCGAAUCUCCUAAUGGUUUUCUACAUUCGACUGCGCUACAUUAAUGCAAUAAUAACUAACCACAUCGAAGGCACGGAUGACAUAAAGAUUGUAGAUAUGAAUAAAGUGAUAAUUCCUAGUAUGAAAGUAUUGCGUUUCAUAGCAUCAAGUGCACAUGAUUUUAAUAAUAGCGAAACUGACAUUUAUCUAAGAGACAUUUUUGAGGAAUUAAUCAGAUUUCAGAACUUGUACCGAUUUCAGGUAUUUCUGUUUUGUUUCAAAUUUGUUACAAGCACUCUACUAGCUUUCGAGUAUAUGCUUGUGGCACUGCAAAAUAAUAUUUUGUUAUGGAUAGAGUACAUAGUUCUACCAACAAUAACUGCUGUCGAUUUGCUCAUAAUUAUCAUCCUUAGUAUACGAUGUGAAGCAUUCUCCAGGGAAAUUAAAAAGACGAAAUAUUUAUGUACAACUAUCCUAUCUCUAUAUUAUGGAGGACCUUUGCGACAGAAAGCUAUUAAAAUGCUGAAAAUGAUCGUAGAGAAACCACCACAGUUUUCAAUAUACGACAUGUGGUAUAUGGACGCUCCAACUAUGAUCAACAUGAUUAAUUUGGUCACAACACUCAUGGUCUCACUACUUCAGUUUGCUUGGCUUUAGGACCUUUGGGCGGAAACCUAUUAAAUGCUACAAAAAUGAACUACUGAACCGAUUUAGAAAAUUCUUUCACCAGUAAAAAGCUACAAUAUUCCUGAGUAACAUGGGUUAUAUUGUAUUUGCAAAAAAAUUAGAGAUCCCUACGUAAAUUGUAAUAAGCUACCUGUGCGAAGCUGGAGCGGGUCGCUAGUAUACUAUAAAUAACGUAUUUUCAAAUUACUAUUAACGAAAAAAAUUAAAAAUCAUUUAUUAUACAGUACCUAAACAAUGUAUUCUAAAUUAUUAUUAUCUGCAUACUUAUAUAAUAAUUAAUUUUAGUGGAUUGAUUGUAAAUUACAUAUAGGCACUUAUAGUGAAGUAAAUUAAAAUUACGAUUAUCUUAAUUUGUUUGGACGGAAUAUUGUCAUUUAACAGUAAUUAUAAUAAUCCCUUAUAAAACUAUAAAAUGUAUAAUAAAUUCAUAAAUAUACUAUGAUGAACUCUGCCUCUGUUCAUUCUUAUUUAUUUCUGAUUUGUACAAAAUACAAUAGCUACCUGAAAUCAGUUACAGAUCUAUAUUUUAUAGAUACACAUAGUUCAUUUAAACAAGAAUGAUUUUGAAAAAGUAUCAUUUUUAUAUUCUUAAAGUAUUACUUCUAUUAGGUUUGUGUUAAAAUUACACAAUAACAACAACAUUAAUGAACAGACAAAAUUCUAAAUCAUUCUACAAACCAAUAUAUUCUUAUUUGAAUCAACUGUAUACAUCUUAUUCAUUAAAAUAUUUUGUCAGCGUACAAAUCAAAUUAUUAUAGUAAUUAAUACAAAAUGCUACUUAUCUAUGAAUUGCAAUAAGGCUAAGAUAAUAUCAGAUCUGUUAAGUUAUAGUCAUUACAUAAUAUUAUAUAUACAAAAUUAAAUUACAAAAUGCAUUUGGAAUAAAAUGUCUGCAAAACUUAUAAGAAUUUUUAAAAAUACAUAGAUUGGAUUAACUUAUUUCAAAUGGACCUUAUAAUUUCCUGUCUCAGUCUAAAUUUUGUGAUUUUGAUAAUAUAGUCUAAUAUCAAAACAAUAUCUUUUUCAAGAACAUUAUGCUUGUCAGGGCUAACAAUAUAAUUGAAUUAGAAUU
Molecule: messenger RNA, 2652 nt
Organism: Maniola jurtina (meadow brown)
Lineage: Eukaryota; Metazoa; Arthropoda; Insecta; Lepidoptera; Nymphalidae
Exons: 4
Coding region: 354-1550 (398 amino acids)
Source: RefSeq, a predicted model, not a curated record